Molecule: messenger RNA, 204 nt
Organism: Helobdella robusta
Lineage: Eukaryota; Metazoa; Annelida; Clitellata; Rhynchobdellida; Glossiphoniidae
Exons: 3
Biological process (GO): cell differentiation; regulation of transcription by RNA polymerase II
Cellular component (GO): nucleus
Molecular function (GO): RNA polymerase II cis-regulatory region sequence-specific DNA binding; DNA-binding transcription factor activity, RNA polymerase II-specific
Source: RefSeq, a predicted model, not a curated record
AGAAAAAAUUCUAGGCCCACAUUCACAGGUGAGCAGAUAUUUGCGUUGGAACGAACUUUCGAAUCGGUCAAGUAUUUGACCGCCAGCGAACGCACAUCAUUGGCAGGCCAGCUAAACAUGAGUGAGAGUCAAAUAAAAGUGUGGUUUCAAAACAGGAGGACAAAAUGGCGGAAAAGACACGCAGCAGACAUGGCGACGGCGAAA